Messenger RNA from Thrips palmi, 3601 nucleotides. RefSeq names its product 60 kDa SS-A/Ro ribonucleoprotein-like. Gene Ontology annotation, molecular function: RNA binding. Gene Ontology annotation, cellular component: ribonucleoprotein complex. The transcript has 10 exons. The record is from RefSeq and is a predicted model, not a curated record. NCBI's taxonomy places the organism in Eukaryota, Metazoa, Arthropoda, Insecta, Thysanoptera, Thripidae. Bases 16 to 1944 code for a protein of 642 amino acids.
UUUAAGCUUGGGUCCAUGAUAGAUCGAGUUGUUGUCCUUAACCAAGCCAAAAAUCUUGGACCAUGUUUUCUUUUUCAAAUCAUGAUUUUGUACAGUUGGAGUCUUCAAAAGAUCUCCCCUGGGCCAUUGAUACUUUUUCUUAAUCAAACCUUCAACAUGAGUGACACUCCAAAGGCUCAGCCUCCAGCUGAGGUUCGUUUGAAACGAUUUCUUCAUUAUGGCUCGGAGUCAGCUGUAUGUGUCCCUGGAGAUCGAGAGUUCCUCAAGUGUUUUUUGAUGGAGAACCUUCCUUCUAUCGAGGAAAUGUUAGCUGAUUGCCCUCCUGAGAAGCAAGGCGAUGCUGUUAAUCACAUUAUGAAGGCCUUUAUGGAUGGUUACUCCGGAUACCCAGAAUGCUUGAUAUUUGCCUUGGCAGUGUGUGCUUGUCAGAAGACAAGUGAGCGGUUGCGUUCUCAAGCAUACAAUGCCCUGAAAACUGUCUGUAAAACACCAAAGGACAUUUUCCUUUUUGUAUCCUUCACCAAAAAACUUUCUGCUCCGCAUAAAGGCCAUGGAAAUGGGUGGCGAAAUGCGCUGACUCAAUGGUACCUAAGCAAAGAACCCAUGGACAUGGCUGCUAGUGUAUCACUUUUUCGUGGAUUUUAUGGUUUCACCCACAAAGACCUUUUUAGACUUUGCCACAUUAAGGCAGAAGACAAAGUAAAGGGCGCAAUUGUUCAGUAUGUCAUGAAAGGUCUUGAGGCAUCUAAAAUGACUUUUGACAAGGAGGAUGAUCCGACUAUCCAGCAAGUGUUUUCUUAUCUUCAAAUUGUAGAAGAAAUUAAACAUCAAACUGAUGUGCAGGCAUCUGCCCGGCUCAUAGAACUGCACAACUUGCCAAUUGUUGUAGUGCCUGCCCACAAUGUGAAAUCACCUGAAGUAUGGAUAGCUGCGGUGCCAAACAUGCCUCUUGGUGAAUUGCUUGAUAACCUAGUGCGUCUUAGUUGCGCUGGUCUCUUGAAGUCUGGGCCGCUUGAACAAAAAAUCGUAGACCGCCUUCUUGACCAAACAGCUAUUGUUGAGUCUCAUUUACACCCCACUCAAGUAUACUGUGCCAUGAAACGUUACGAAUGUCAUGCAAAGAAUACUCAUGAGUUCAUGGAGAAGUUAAUUAAAAUGAAAAAGGUUGAAAAAGAGUUGAAACCAGCUCCAAAACCAAGUACUAAGAUACUUGAUGCCCUUAACCACCUGCUCAAUUCUACUCUAAAGUUGCUGGUGCCAACUGGUAAGCGGUAUCUUGUCGCAAUUGAUCUGUCUCACAACAUGAAAUCUUGGCAUUGUAAUGGAGCGCGAGAUGUGGCACCAGCUAUGGCUGCAACCCUUUUGGCGCUCAGCCUUCUUCAUGCAGAGCGAGAAGUGACUGUUGUUGCUUUCCCUGCACUCCCUGGUGCCCCUCCCGAAAAAGAGCUUAUUGACCCUGUUAAUCCUGUUGUGCAAGCUUUUAUUCCUGUUGAGCAAGCUGUUAAUCGCAGAGCCAAAAAGCAGAGAACUGCGGGCCCAAUUCAUCCUCGCAAAACUUCGUUGGAGCCCAUGGUUCCAUUGACACUUGAGAAGGAUGUAUCUAUUGCUGACAAUCUGGCGAAGAUGAUGUCUGAGUCUUUACAUGGCCCAGUGGAGGUUUGUCAACCUAUGGUAUGGGCUCAGCAAAGUAAAAAGCCAAUUGAUGUGUUCAUUGUGCUUACCGACUAUGUAACACCUCGUAAACGGGCAUUCAAGGACCCUGCCAUUGCUCUGCAGGAAUACCGCCAGCAGAUGAACCUGCCUCAAACAAAAUUGAUCACUUGUGCUCUCGCAUCAAAUGAAUUGAAUGUUGCUGCAGCAAAUGAUGCAGGCAUGUUGGAUAUUGUUGGAUUUAAUGGAAAAGUGGCUCGAAUAAUUGAAGCAUUUUCUCGUGGAGCCUUUUAAUAUCUAGUUUUGCUCUUGUAUUGUAAUUUUACUUUGAUCAUAGGUCCCUAGCAUACAGCAUUUGGCUGAAUAUUUUAGCUAUAUGAUAUUGACAUAGUGUGAACAUGAGCAAUAAUAUUUACUGUAAAAGUGUUAGUUUCAGUGUCCAUGACGAACUCUGGCCCUAAUAGCUUUCUGAACUUGACUGAGCUCACUAUUCAAAUUUACCAUAAUGGAUUUUGUGCCGCAAAGGAAAGUGAAACCUUGAUGCAAAGGACCUCGUUGUGUAAUAUUAAUAACCGUAUAAACCUUUCCCUAAAACCAAGGUUGAACUAUGUUUAAUUGAACAUUUCUUUUUAAAAUAACAGUCAAAUUCUUAGUUCUGAAUCAAUUGAAUUACUGUUUUAUAGUUAUGCUGUCCUGAGUUUUACUUCUUGAGUAGUAAAACAUAAUGAAAACAAUGAGUCAUGUUUGUUAUUUAUGUAUCAAUAACUUAAUGUUCAUAAUGAAGCAGAAGUUUACAAAAUAUUUAUUUCUUGUUUAUUUUGUUUUGCAUGUCUUUAACAGUCUACUUAAAACGCCAUACUCUUUUUCUGUUUUGUGCAUCCAGUGCAACUUAUUGUUUGCUUUUUUUCUAUUUUUGUAUUUCUGUUUAGUGUCUAAUAAUGUGUAUUUGCAUUUUGUGUGACUAAGGUGAAAUUUUUCAUUCCUUAUGCCUGUUAACUUGCAUUGCAAACUACAAAUUAAAUUAUCUCUUUGUUUAAUUGUAAGCUAUAUGCAAAAGUCUGAAUACUAUUUUCAACCACAUUUGUCAUAGAUUUUUGUGAUAUUGUUUUUAGUCUAAUCAAAUCUGUUAGCCAAAGCAGUUCAAUCAAGUGACUGUGAUUUGGAACACUGCAGCUGUAGGACAGUCUGGAAGAAAUAUUUCCUCAUGCUUUAAGUGUUACAGUUUAUGUAAGUCUAGUUUCAGUUGUGGCAAAGAUGAUAAACUCAUCUUCAUCUCUUUAUUUUUAUACCAGGACAAAUAAUGGUUUAAAUGAGCUUUCUUGCCCGACUUGAUGUGUUUGUACCUAUUGGUUCCUGAUUUUCUAAGGUAGAAGUUUACCUUUGUUUGACCUUAUCUGAUAAGCACUUGGCAAGGAUCAAGAAUGUUUUAUGCUGGACAUUCUUUUGGUGUUCCCCUCCUGUUUUGUUGUCAGUUUUAGCAUCAUUUCUCUCUGGCUCUAUGAAUCCGAAAAAGUUAGCUCAGCUUUAUUCAAAUUUUUUCUGCUUGCACUCCAUAGUUAGUAGUUGUGGUUUUGGUACCUAUGCUAAUGUUUCACAUUAAUUCAUUUAAGAUUCUGGUAAACAAAUUUCAUGUUUUCCAGAGCCUGGUGCCUAGCCUGAACUAAAUUGAAGUUCAAUUUGAUUGCAAAACAUUAACCAACCAUGCCUUGAACUUUUUUGUUUUAAGGGUGUGGGCAGCCUUUCUCAUGUACACAAAUGAGGUAGAUGUUUUAUGCAUUUCAGCAAACUGUGAGAUAACAAGCUGUGAUUGACUCAGAGUAUUAUAAUUCGAUUAGCUGUAUUUUUUCUUUUCUUGAAGUAUGGUACAUUUAAAUUUAAAAAAAAAAAGAACUUGCUCUGAAAUGCUCUCUGACCUUGUGACACAUUGUUAUUUUCUUGCUUAAUAAAAGUU